AUACAUAUGUUAAGUGGUGAUUUGCUGCUGGUUUACACUGGUCACAAUCUGUUUUGUAGUUUCUUGAAAUGAGCUCCCCUCAGAAUGCCUUAAGCUGGGUAUAUUUACUCAAAUAUGUAACUGAUUUACCAGGGCAUCUUAAUGACACCACACCUGGCCGGUUCAAAGCUGUAACUCCUCCAGGCUUCUUCACUUCCAAGAUCAGCUUUACAUUAACCAGGAGUACCGUGUGUUUAGCCACUGACGGACUAAACCUAGGAGCAUACUGCUGGCUUGUGAUUUGUUCCCUGUUUUUAAUUGACUCUUGGAUAUAGUGAAUCAAAGAAUUAUCCUUAUUCUAGACUCCGAACACAGAAUCCAGCUUAAUGAAUUGCUGGUGGACCCUUCAAUUAACAAAAAGGUUUUCAUGUCGCAAAAUGAUAACACAAUAAGAAACGUAUCGGUAGUUGAAAGCUCUGAGCGGCGACAGAAGGAACCAAUAAAAGCAAUGGCUACAGCAGCUGACGCACUGGGAAGUAUAGCUAUCGAUGCUUCACACCUCACCAUGUCAGUCACAGAUCCAACAGCUUGGGCAACCGCUAUGAAUAACCUCGGAAUGGUCCCCGUGGGGCUUGCUGGACAGCAGCUUGUGUCAGAUUCCAUUUGUGUACCGGGCUUUGAUCCAAACUUGAGCAUGAUGACUGGAAUAACUCCAAUCAAUCCAAUGAUGGCCAGCAUGGGUUUAUUACCUCCACCUCCUUUACCCAUUGUCAAGGAAAUCAUUCACUGCAAAAGCUGCACUCUUUUUCCUCCUAAUCCCAAUUUACCCCCACCGUCUACAAGAGAGCGACCUCCAGGCUGUAAAACUGUAUUUGUUGGCGGAUUACCCGAAAAUGCAACAGACGAGAUUAUUCAAGAGGUCUUUGAGCAAUGCGGAGAUAUUACAGCAAUUCGCAAAAGCAAGAAGAAUUUCUGUCACAUUCGAUUUUCAGAAGAGUUCAUGGUUGAUAAAGCUAUUUACCUCUCUGGUUACCGAAUGAGAUUAGGAUCCAGCACGGACAAAAAGGACUCAGGCCGUUUGCAUGUUGAUUUUGCACAAGCAAGAGAUGACUUUUAUGAAUGGGAAUGCAAACAGAGGAUGCUGGCAAGAGAAGAACGCCAUCGGCGCAAAUUAGAAGUUGAUAAACUACGGCCACCAUCCCCUCCUGCCAUCAUGCACUACUCUGAACACGAGGCCACAGUGCUGGCUGAGAAACUCAAAGAUGACAAUAAGUUUUCAGAGGCCACCGCGGUCCUUCUCACGUGGAUCGAGCGAGGAGAGGUAAAUCGAAGAUCCGCAAACCAGUUCUAUUCCAUGGUGCAGUCUGCAAACAGUCACGUUCGACGUCUUAUGAACGAGAAGGCUUCCCAUGAAGAAAAACUGGAGCAGGCCAAAGAGACGUUUAAAACCGCACUCCUGGGGAUUCUAACUCAAUUUGAGCAGAUUGUGGCCGUUUUCAACGCUUCCAGCAGACAAAAAGCAUGGGACCAUUUCUCGAAAGCUCAACGCAAGAAUAUUGACAUUUGGCGAAAGCAUUGUGAGGAACUCCGGAAUGCACAUAGUGAACAGCUCAUGGGUAUCCGCCGGGAGGAAGAAAUGGAAAUGUCGGAUGAUGACAGCAGUGACAUCCCAACUAAAAAAGUCAGAGUGGAAGACUCAGCUUUGGCAGCUCAGGCAUAUGCACUGAAAGAGGAGAAUGACAGUCUAAGGUGGCAGCUUGAUGCGUACAGAAAUGAGGUGGAACUUCUAAAACAAGAGAAGGGACAUCAUGGCCGAACAGAAGAAAGCCUAACCAAGGACCAACAGCUACAGUUUCUGCAGCAAACGGUGCAGAACAUGCAGCAGCAAUUAGUAGCAAUGCAGGAGGAGUUAAGCAACAAAAAGACUGAGCUGGAAAAAGCUAAGGAAGAGCAAACACAUGCGCAAGCCCUUGUCAAUGUUCUCAAAGAACAGCUUAAAGGAACCAAGGAGGUGUCAGAGUGCAACAACCAUGAUUAUCUCAUCAAGGAAAACGGUACAGUUAGCGUUGCGGUCUUCAACCAUGAUAAAGAGAAGGAUGCUGAGAAACAAAGGCAGUGUUUUAAAUCAGAGAAAGAAGCAUUGCUUAUAGGUAUUAUAUCAACAUUUCUCAAUGUCCAUCCCUUUGGCGCUAAUAUCGAAUACUUAUGGUCUUAUCUUCAACAGCUGGACUCACGGAUAUCGGCAAACGAAAUUGAGUCACUGCUUGUUAAGCUACCAAGAAUGUUCAAACAAGAAUUCACUGGUGUAGGAGCGACACUGGAAAAAAGAUGGAAGUUCUGUGCCUUUGAAGGAAUAAAGACUACCUGACAACAAAUGGGUUAAAAAGACAGAUGGCCAAAGUGCUGCAGCAUGGCGGAUGUAUGAAGUAUUAAGUAAACCACGGACAUCCUGCAAUGCCAAUGAAAUCUUUAGUUCUAUUUGUAAUGUGCCCUUGUGAGUGAUGAUGUCAUUGUGCGCCAGACUCUCUAUCCCCUAGAAUUGUAAUAAUCUUUGCUCUAGUCUAUACGGUAAAGAGAAAUAAAUUAUUAUAUUUUUAAUUUGAAUUUAGAUAGAUUUGAAAAUGUGUUCAUUGAUGGCUAGUAAGAAAAAUCUAUAGGAUGGUAGGGAAAUGCUGAAGUCUAAUCUAUUCAUAGUACUCACUAGACAUAGCCCUAAAAUAGUUUUGUAGUCGGAUUUCCAAAAGAAGAAAUACAGUUAAUAAAAAUAUAAGGACUGUGAUUUGGAAGAUGUGAUGUAGUAUCACAGUUACAUGUCAGUGAGCAAAGUAUGAAAA
Spea bombifrons (plains spadefoot toad) is the source of this 2813-nucleotide messenger RNA. It is a transcript of the gene ENOX1, whose product is annotated as ecto-NOX disulfide-thiol exchanger 1. The record is from RefSeq and is a predicted model, not a curated record. Gene Ontology annotation, molecular function: protein-disulfide reductase activity; RNA binding. Gene Ontology annotation, cellular component: external side of plasma membrane; plasma membrane. NCBI's taxonomy places the organism in Eukaryota, Metazoa, Chordata, Amphibia, Anura, Pelobatidae. The transcript has 15 exons. Gene Ontology annotation, biological process: ultradian rhythm. The coding region runs from base 407 to 2347 and encodes 646 amino acids.